CUACAUCGCAACCUGCCACACGAGCCAAAGGAUCCUCUCGUCUCGUCGAGUGCCCGCUGCCAGAGGCUCAAAGAAUCCUGCGAUGAGGAUCUCCCCGUCCUUACUGCCCCGUUUUAUGCGCAUUUGAGCGAGAACCCCUCAAUUAGUCCCGCCCCUGCGCUUCUGUGAAGAUGGCCGAUGAGAAUCCCGAGGUCCAGGCCGCUUUGCGGGACCUGGACAAGGAAUUGGAGGAGGGUGAUAUUACAGAGAAAGGGUAUCAGAAACGGCGCACGAUUCUCCUUUCCCAGUUCUUUGGGCCAAACAUGGCUCUCGGUUUCAAUUCACCCAGCCCAGAAGACCCUUCCCCAUCCAUGACAAGUUCAAGCAACGCUCCGCAGGCAAUCCUCAACGUCCGACCGCCAACGGCUGAUUCGACCAACCCGGAAUUCGCUUCGCAUCCCUCCUUCCCUAGCAACCGUGAUACUCUACAGGGCGGCGGAAGCCUCGGACACGACCGAAGAAUAAGCGCAGAUACCCAGGUUACGGUUGAUAGAGAUAGCGCGUUUCUCCAAGGCCUGGAUCGGAUGCCAUCGUCGGGAUCUUAUGACUCUCUCUUCCUUCCGAAGCCACCGCAAGGCCCUGGCAUGCAGGAGGAUUCUCGGACGGCGACGCUCAUGAGCCAGAGUUACGCAUUCAACCCUGGUACUCACCACGAAAAUAUGGAUCCACCUGCGACCGGCUACGAGGGUUACGAAGAGUACGAUGUGACGCCCGGCGGAGUCACGCGACAGUCCACUAUGCUCGAUUCCCAGCAAGGUUACUUCUCAGACUUCGCAGGACAGCAGCAGGAUGAUUACAGGGACAGCUAUGGCGGUGGUGGGUUCCACCGAUACUCUCAAUCGGAUGCUUUCUCGCCGACCGCAAACAUGGCGCCGCCACUGAUCCCUGCGUCUGAGCUGCCCCACGGCCCGGAGAUCAACCACAUGCUUCCCCUGGAGCCCCGUGACAUCCCUUUUGCCGUGCAGGACCCGCAUGAUAAGAACAUAUCGAUGGCGAACUUUGAUAACAUUCCCACCGUUCUCCGGCACCGUGCGCGGGUCCAUUCCAAGCAAGCAGCUUAUUGGGUCCUGGACCAGAAGGGCAAGGAGAUUGCGUCGAUAACAUGGGAGAAGCUUGCAAGCCGAGCCGAGAAGGUGGCACAGGUCAUCCGUGACAAGAGUAAUUUGUAUCGCGGCGAUCGUGUGGCACUGAUCUACCGAAACUCUGAAAUCAUCGAGUUUGCCGUUGCUCUCAUGGGCUGUUUUAUCGCCGGAGUUGUGGCGGUUCCAAUCAACAGCCUGGAGGACUACCAGAGCCUUAAUUUGGUUCUUACUUCAACCCAGGCGCAUCUUGCACUGACUACGGAGAACAACCUGAAGAAUUUCCAGAGAGAUAUUACGACGCAGAAGCUCAACUGGCCAAGAGGCGUGGAAUGGUGGAAGACCAAUGAAUUUGGAAGUUUCCACCCGAAAAAGAAGGACGACACGCCACCUCUGGUCGUUCCGGAUCUAGCCUACAUCGAAUUCGCGCGGGCUCCCACGGGCGACUUGCGCGGUGUCGUCAUGAGCCACCGUACAAUCAUGCAUCAGAUGGCUUGCUUGAGCGCGAUGGUCUCGACCGUUCCUAACUCGAGCAGCUCAAGGCAGCGGGGUGAAACCAUCAUCAGCUACCUGGAUCCCCGUCAAGGGAUUGGUAUGAUUCUAGGCGUACUCUUGACAGUGUACGGUGGACACACAACUGUCUGGCUGGAAGACCGGGCGGUUGAAACCCCAGGACUCUACGCCCAUCUGAUCACAAAGUAUCGAGCCACAAUCAUGGCUGCCGAUUAUCCCGGAUUAAAGAUAACUGCCUACAACUACCAACAAGAUCCGAUGGCGACUCGGCACUACAAGAAAAACUCGGAGCCCAACUUCGGAAGUGUUAAGCUCUGCCUCAUUGACACCCUCACUGUUGAUUCGGAGUUCCACGAAAUUCUUGCCGACAGAUGGCUGAGGCCGAUGCGAAACCCAAGGGCGAGAGAGAUUGUUGCUCCAAUGCUCUGCUUGCCGGAACACGGCGGUAUGCUGAUCAGUGUCCGCGAUUGGCUGGGAGGCGAGGAACGAAUGGGCUGUGCUUUGACCCAUGAAAUGGAUCCCGACGAGCGCGAGGACUCUAAGAAGGAGGAGAAACAGUCCGAAAAGGCUUCGAACAGUGGGUUUGGAAGCAGCCUACUGGGCGGGGGGUCAGCGGCCCCGGCCCCGAAGGAGCAAUCGAAAAAUGAACUUGGAGAGGUCCUUCUUGACAAAGAGUCUUUGAAGAGUAAUGAGGUCGUGGUUUUGGCCAUGGGUGAGGACGCCAGAAAGUUUGCCGGCGCUAUGCCACACGCUGUUCGCGUUGGUUCGUUCGGUUAUCCAAUCCCAGAUGCGACUCUUGCUGUCGUGGACCCCGAGACCAGUCUGUUGUGUACCCCAAAUGUCAUUGGCGAAAUUUGGGUCGACUCGCCCUCCCUCUCCGGAGGCUUCUGGGCACUGCCGAAGCAUACCGAAGCCAUCUUCCAUGCACGACCGUACAAGUUUGAAGAUGGCAAUCCUACUCCUAUCCUCGUGGAGCCAGAGUUUCUGCGAACCGGUCUUCUUGGCUGCGUGAUAGAGGGCAAGGUGUUUGUGCUUGGCCUCUAUGAGGACCGUCUUCGUCAGAAGGUAGAAUGGGUGGAGCAUGGACAAGAAAUCGUGGAACAUCGCUAUUUCUUCGUUCAGCAUAUGAUCGUCAGUGUCUUGAAGAAUGUACCCAAGAUACAUGACUGCACUGCGUUCGACGUUUUUGUCAAUGAAGAACACCUUCCGAUUGUUGUUUUAGAGUCAUACGCAGCAUCAACAGCACCAACAACAUCAGGUGGCCCUCCUCGACAGUUGGACUCUGUUCUCCUCGAGUCUCUGGCAGAAAGGUGCAUGGAAGUGCUCUAUCAAGAGCAUCAUUUGCGAGUCUAUUGUGUGCUACUCACUGCGCCCAAUACUCUUCCUCGCGUUACGAAGAACGGAAGACAAGAGAUUGGCAACAUGCUCUGUCGCAAGGACUUUGAUGCGGGUACUCUCCCCUGUGUUCAUGUCAAAUUUGGCGUUGAACGGUCGGUGAUGAAUCUGCCGAUCGGCGUUGACCCCGUUGGAGGUAUCUGGUCGCCACUGGCCUUGAUGUCACGGCAAGAAUUGCUUGGCAUGGAAGAGAAGCAGUACUCCGGCGUGGACUAUCGGGAUGUUGUGAUGGAUGAUCGUACAUCGACAUCGCUGAACAACUUCUCGACGAUUGUUGACCUUCUCCAAUGGCGUGUCUCUCGGCAGGCGGAAGAGCUGGCUUAUUGCUCCAUUGACGGCCGUGGCAAAGAAGGGAAGGGCAUCACUUGGAAGAAGUUCGAUAUGAAGGUUUCUGCCGUUGCGACCUACCUACGGAACAAGAUCAAGGUCCGUCCUGGUGAUCACUUGGUCUUGAUGUAUACCCAUUCCGAAGACUAUGUCUACGCUGUUCAUGCCUGCUUCUGUCUUGGGGUCGUCGUCAUUCCUCUGGCUCCUAUUGACCAGAACCGCCUCUCGGAAGACGCCCCUGCCUUCCUUCAUGUCAUAAAUGAUUUCCACGUCAAAGCAAUCAUUGUCAACAGCGAUGUGGACCAUGUCAUGCGACAGAAGCUCGUUUCGCAGCAUAUCAAGCAGUCUGCCCAGGUACUUAGAAUCGGCGUACCGGCUAUCUACAAUACCUCCAAGCCGUCGAAGCAGUCUCAUGGCUGCCGCGAAAUGGGUUAUACUGCGAAGGAUACAUGGUUACAGAGCAACUACCCUGCUUUGAUCUGGACGUACUGGACACCAGACCAGAGGAGAAUCUCUGUCCAUAUCGGCCAUGACACGAUCAUGGGCAUGUGCAAAGUGCAGAAGGAGACUUGUCAGAUGACCAGUUCAAGACCAGUCCUAGGUAGCGUGCGUAGCACUUUAGGUCUCGGGUUCCUCCACACUUGCUUGAUGGGAAUUUACGCCGGAGCACCAACAUACCUUGUAUCGCCCGUUGACUUCGCGCAAAACCCUAUGACUUUUUUCAACACGCUUUCGCGGUACAAGAUCAAGGACACCUAUGCUACUAGCCAGAUGUUAGACUACGCCAUGACCGCAAUGGCUGCAAAGGGGUUCCGGCUGGACGAACUCAAGAACUUGAUGAUCUCCGCGGAGGGCAGACCUCGUGUCGAUAUUUAUCAAAAGGUUCGCUUGCAUUUUGCCUCGGCCAGUCUGGACCGUACCGCAAUCAACAUUGUGUACUCCCAUGUUCUCAACCCAAUGGUCGUUACAAGGUCCUAUAUGUGCAUUGAGCCAGUUGAGCUCUGGCUUGAUCUUCGAUCUCUACGACGCGGGCUUAUUUUCCCUGUGGACCCAGAUACAGAUCCUACUGCGCUCGUUGUUCAAGACUCAGGAAUGGUUCCAGUCAACACUCAGAUUGCGAUUGUGAACCCCGAAACUUGCACCUUGUCCCAUGUGGGUGAAUACGGGGAAAUUUGGGUCCAGUCCGACGCUUGUGCCAAGUCAUUCUACGGAUCUAGGCAGGAAUUCGACCAGGAACGAUUCAAUGGUCGGAUCAUGGAUGGAGAUCCUAAUGUUGCCUAUGUACGGACUGGUGAUCUGGGAUUCCUCCACACUGUCACUAGGCCCAUUGGACCUGGCGGCCAGCCUGUUGAGAUGCAGGUUCUGUUUGUCCUCGGCGGAAUUGGAGAAACCUUCGAGGUGAACGGACUCAACCAUUUCCCCAUGGAUAUCGAGAACUCCGUUGAAAGAUGCCAUCGUAACAUUGUGGCCGGUGGAUGUGCUGUCUUCCAGGCUGGCGAUCUGAUCGUUGUGGUUGUGGAGGUCACGAGAAAGGCCUACCUGGCAUCUCUCGUUCCCGUGAUUGUCAAUUCCAUUCUCAACGAGCACCAAGUCGUCGCCGACAUCGUUGCCUUUGUUCCCCACGGGGACUUCCCUCGGUCUCGCCUUGGUGAAAAACAACGCGGUAAAGUGCUAGCAUCCUGGAUUACUCGGAAGCUCCGAACGUUUGCCCAGUUUAGCAUUCGUGACACUGAAGGAGCCGAGAAUCAUUUCGCAGACGGUCCACAGCACCGCGUUAGCAGAAGCUCUAAACCUGGAAGCAUGAUGGGCAACAGCACGCGACGAUCCACCGUUGUACCGGAGAGUGAUGCGCCCGCUGUUCCCCGGUCUCCAGCCCCAGCACUGAUGGAACACCCUGAGGCAUCAGGCGGUUCUUAUCCGGUCGCGCAGGAACUCGGCGAUGGGUCUACCCUCAACAGCCCGUCUACUAUACCGGACAUGAUGUCGGUUUCGCAGAUCACGGAGCCCAUGCGCCCGGCUACAUCUUCCACCGGUGGAAACAUACCGGCCCCAAUGGAUCCCCCCCAGACGAUUGGAAACCCAGACUUUGGUUUCGACUUUGGUGAUUUCACCACCUCAGCUACUGCGGCGCCUCUAACCCAGACAGCGGGUCCGGCUCCUGUAAACGAACCCCUGCCUUAUCGACCCGCAACGGGACAUGCUUCGCAAUCCAGCCAGCGGCAGUAUGGCGGUCCCCCUAAGCCGCGACCAUUUUCCUACGAACAGACCGAGUUGCUAGAUGACGGCCCCAGCGACUGGGCCCAAGACGCUUUGAUGUACCAGUCAGCACUGGGUGCGGACAACAUGCAUGCCCAGGGCGGACCCAACCAACCCCUUGGUGGCAACGAUAUGUCGAGGAGACACUUCGACGAUGGUCAUUACGGAUACUAGGAUACUAAAGACCGCAUGGAAGCGAGCAGCUAUCUCAUCCCCCAUCAGGUUCGGCUACUUUCUUAACCAGUGGACUUGAUUUGGCCCGGUGACUUUGCAUUAUAUUUGGCUAUCCUCUGUGUUUAGAGCCCUUUCUCUUUCCCCCCUUCCCCUUUUGUUCCUUUCUUUUUUUGGUUUCUGGCAUAGCCUAUAUGUUCUCUCCAUUUGCACUUGGCAUUUUGUUCUCCUGUUUCAUGUGAUUUCCCCUUUGCAUUUUCUCUUUCCAUCCCACGUCUUUGUCUUUUAACUACCCCCUUUGCCCAUACCAUCUCCCAUGAUUUGAAUGACAUGCUAUGUUCUGUACAUACAUACAUACAUACAUACAUACAUACAUACCCCCUUCUUCCGAUACACAUGCAUGUAAUUACAAAAUUUCAAAAUCAUGCUUCGUCCAGUUGAGCACUUUUCAAGCUGAUCGGUUCUUCCCUGCCUGAAG
Aspergillus steynii IBT 23096 is the source of this 6258-nucleotide messenger RNA. Its product is annotated as putative AMP binding domain protein. The transcript is spliced from 6 exons. Lineage: Eukaryota; Fungi; Ascomycota; Eurotiomycetes; Eurotiales; Aspergillaceae. The record is from RefSeq and is a predicted model, not a curated record. The coding region runs from base 171 to 5783 and encodes 1870 amino acids. Gene Ontology annotation, cellular component: cytosol.